AAUUCUUUCUUUUCUUCCGUUUUAUGUUUAAGAUAAUUUCAUUCUUUUUACGGAAUGAGUAAUUUCAGUUAAUUUUCCCAGGAUCGUUGAAAAUUUUAGUUGUUACAGUACUAAUUAAUCAAUUAAUUUGGCGGUUUAGACACUGGCACUCUCUACGAUGAACCCUAACUAACAAUUCAAAGUUCAAACACGAUUCUAACCCCUCCCUCCACAAUUUCAACUCAAUAUUCUUCGGAUGCUUUUCAAAUCCACCUCCUCACUCACUCUGUAGAUUUGUUUUCAAGCUCCAAUGGUUUUCUGUGAUCACUGUGUCAAAGAUGUUUUCGCGGAGCGCCACGAUGAUUGUUACUUAACUUGUAGUUCUUGUGGUAAGGUGCUGGAAGAUCAGUAUUUUACCGAGGAGCCGACUUUUGUUAAAAACUCGGCAGGAAAGAGCAAGUUAUCUGGAAGUUAUGUAAAAGCGGUUCUAAAUGAGUUUUCUGUUUCACGUGAAAGGACUUUACAUAGAGCUUCUAAAGAAAUGGAGUACUUAAGUCUCAACCUUGGAGUAAGUGAGCAAGAUAUGAUCCGCCAAGCUUUGGCCUUUUAUGAAAUAGCACUUGAAAAAAAUUUCACCCGAGGACGUAAAUCAGAGCAAGUACGUGCAGCAUGUCUCUAUAUUGCAUUCCGGCAAAACAAAAAGCCAUACUUUCUCAUUGACUUUUCAAAUAUUUUAAGGAUAAAUGUUUACAUGCUUGGAGCAGUUUUUUUGCAGCUCUGUGAAGUGCUGAGGCUUGAAAAUCACCCAAUUGUUAAAAAGCCUAUCGAUCCUUGUCUUUAUCUCUAUAAAUAUACUAAUAAUUUGUUAGGCCAUAGAAAUGUGGCUGUCUCUGAAACCGCACUGAACAUCAUUGCGAGUAUGAACCGCGACUGGAUGCAGACAGGGAGGAAACCUAGUGGAUUAUUUGGUGCUGCAUUAUACAUCUCUGCUCUUGCACAUGGUCAUAACUUCUCCAAGUCAGAUAUUCUAAGAAUCGUCCAUGUAUGUGAGGCAACUUUAACCAAGCGAUUGAUAGAAUUUGAGAACACGGACUCUUCUAGCUUGACAGUUGAAGAGUUGAAUACAAUGGCAAAAGAUCAUGAAAAAAAUCCGGCUGUGUUGCCAAACAGUAAAAUCAAAGGAUCUACUUCAUACGAUCUACUGUGCGAACACAAAGAUAGCGACGUGCCCUAUUUUGCACUAGGACUAUGUAAAACAUGUUACAAGGAUUUUGAUAUGCUAUCGGGAGGAUUCAGUGGUGGUUUGGACCCUCCUGCAUUCCAGCGUGCUGAGAGGGAGAGAGUAAAGAAAACACUUUCUAAGGAAAAUGCAGAUGUGCUGAAGGCAUCAAAUGACACAUGCCAGGGACAGAAAGAAGACAUGCCUGCCUCGGCGCUAGAACAGGAUGACACUAGUGCAAAAACUCAAGAUGAAUCAGGAAAUUUCUCUGAUAUCGAUGAUCAUGAGGUUGAUGGGUACAUUUUCAAUGAGGAGGAGAAAUACUACAAGAAGAUAAUAUGGGAAAGUGCAAACCGCGAGUAUCUCGAGGAGCAAGCAGCCAAGGAAGCAGCUGUAGCAGCUGAGAAGAAAAUUUAUGAAGAAAAUAUGAAAAAUUGUCCGGUAGAAUCAAGAGAGCUUUAUGAAUCUACUACUGCAGCUGUGGCAAAAUCCAAAAAGCAGAAACGAGCUGAAGAGGCAAAGAAUUCAGGGCCUGCUCAGUCUGCUGCAGAGGCCGCUUGCCAAAUGGUGAAAACAAAGAGGCUUAGUAAAAAAGUCAACUUUGAUUGCCUUGCAAAAUUAUUUGAAGACGAACCAGUAAUUCUCUUUUGAACUCUUUUCCUUUUAAUACGUGUAUGCAUGAUAUAUAUACACUUGAGCUAAAUGAGUGUAACUUGUUGGUUCAUGGCUCAAUUCCUAUGAGUUACAUUUCUUUUUAUUUUCUCAUAAUGUACUAAUGUAAACAAGUUAUUUUAAAAAUUUAAUAUCAAAUAAAAAAAUUAAAAUAA
Lathyrus oleraceus (garden pea) is the source of this 2025-nucleotide messenger RNA. RefSeq lists its product as uncharacterized. Gene Ontology annotation, molecular function: RNA polymerase III general transcription initiation factor activity; RNA polymerase III type 3 promoter sequence-specific DNA binding; TBP-class protein binding. NCBI's taxonomy places the organism in Eukaryota, Viridiplantae, Streptophyta, Magnoliopsida, Fabales, Fabaceae. The transcript has 18 exons. Gene Ontology annotation, cellular component: nucleus; transcription factor TFIIIB complex; transcription preinitiation complex. The record is from RefSeq and is a predicted model, not a curated record. Gene Ontology annotation, biological process: transcription preinitiation complex assembly; DNA-templated transcription initiation; transcription by RNA polymerase III. The coding region runs from base 290 to 1849 and encodes 519 amino acids.